AUGGGUCAUGAUUGGCAUAUCAAUACAAGUAUACCAAUAUCAAUAACAUUAAAAAAAUAUCAUCUUGAUCAUCAUCGAUUUCAAGGUCAUAUUAUUUAUGAUACAGAUAUUUCAACACAUUUAGAAAUUUUUUUAUUUUCAUCACGUUUUGGUAAAUUAAUAUUUUUAAUAAUAAUCCCAUUUCUGUAUUCAUGUCGAUCAAUAUUUAUUUUAUCAAAUACAAUACAUUAUGUAGAAUUAAUUAAUUUAAUUAUUGUAUUUAUAUUUAAUAGUUUAAUAUUUUAUUUUUUUUUUAAUAUUAAAACUUCAUUAUAUUUUCUAUUAAGUACUAUACUUGGAUUUUCAUUACAUUCUAUAUAUGGACAUUUUAUUGCUGAAUAUUAUGUUUUUAAACAAGGUUAUGAAACAUAUUCUUAUUAUGGACCACUUAAUGCUAUUACAUAUAAUGUUGGUUAUCAUAAUGAACGUAAACAAAAAAAAAACUUUAUUUGGAAAAAUUUACCAAAAGUACACAAAAUUGCUUCAGAAUAUUAUAAUAAUUUACCAUGUUAUACAAGUUGGAUCAAAAUACUGUAUGAUUUUGUUAUGAAUGAUAAUGUUGAUCCUUGGGCACGUAUAACUCGAUCAACAAAAAUCGGACAUGUGCGAGUAUCGAAUCAACAAGAAUAUGACCAACAAUUACAAAAUACUGUAAAUCAAUCUAAUAAACAAGAAUAA
Messenger RNA from Rotaria sordida, 717 nucleotides. Lineage: Eukaryota; Metazoa; Rotifera; Eurotatoria; Philodinida; Philodinidae. The record is from the annotation of a GenBank genome assembly.